Messenger RNA from Lycium barbarum (goji berry), 631 nucleotides. Its product is annotated as protein GAST1-like. The record is from RefSeq and is a predicted model, not a curated record. The transcript is spliced from 4 exons. Bases 93 to 431 code for a protein of 112 amino acids. Lineage: Eukaryota; Viridiplantae; Streptophyta; Magnoliopsida; Solanales; Solanaceae.
CCUAUAAAUUCUUUAGCUGACAAUCUCCUUGCAAUCACCUCCCACUUCCCAUUUUGGUCAAUUAUUUUGUAUCAACAGAGAAAAAACUGGAAAUGAAGCCCAGCUUUGUAAUACUACUCCAUCUCAUACUAAUGAUAAUUCUUCUUGUUUCAACCCAUGCAAGCAUAACAGAACCUCCAGCACCUCAGGCUCAACCUCCCAAUACUUCCCCUAUGUAUGGUAGCACUCCUGGUAGCCUCCAUCCUCAAGAGUGUGCACCUAGGUGCACAUACAGAUGCUCAAAGACAGCAUUCAAGAAGCCGUGUAUGUUUUUCUGUGAAAAAUGUUGCACAAAAUGCCUUUGUGUUCCUCCAGGGACCUAUGGAAACAAACAAUUUUGCCCUUGCUACAAUGAAUGGAAGACUAAGAGAGGAGGCCCUAAAUGCCCUUAAUGCCUUAACCUUUUUUUCCCUCCCAAUUAAGUUCCUAAUUGGUUGUAUGCAUUCCUUGAUUAGUUAAAAAAUUAUGUGUUGGCCCAACAUGAUUAAAUGUACUAAUUUAGUUUUGGACGUUCAUUGAGAUUGCUCAAUAAGAUCAAUUUUCAUUUGGACUGUCCAAUAUCAUGUCUAAUUUACGCAAAUGUUCCUUUUUA